AUGCCACCAUCAGAUACAGACAAUCGAGACCGGCGGCGGCAGCGGUCGCCCCAUUCAUAUUCCCCUGACGCGACUGGUGGCCGAAGUAAAUAUGAACGUCGUGAAGAAAGGAAAAGGGAAAAGGGCUAUGAUAAUGGCUAUACGCGCCGACGACGAUCUCAAGACCGAUCACGAGAGCGACACAGGAAUAGACGAGACGAUGGUCAUAGGAAACGCGUAGACCGAUCGGUAAGUCCCAGGAGUCGAGAAAGGAGGGAUUAUGACUCUCAUCGAAGGAGGCGUCGCGAUUCACCCGAGCUUGAUGGCCCGAAAGAGGAACCUUCCGCGCGACAUGACAGACGUCGACGAUCCCCGUCAAGGGAUAAUGGAAGGCGGCGAAGGUCUGCGGAGAGACGCAGCCACAGUCGUUCUACACAAGCACCAGUCCGGUCGCGCGGCCCACUUCCAUCACAGAACGAUGCAUUCCAGUCCACAGAUAUCACAGAGACAAAUUCACCCGCACCCGUGAAAGAGAAGCCUAAUUUUGCAAAUACCGGGCGACUCGCUGCAGAAAGCAACACUGUCACUGUCAAUGGCGGCUCCGUGGUUUUGAAAUACCAUGAGCCGGCAGAAGCACGCAAGCCGCCUGUGAAGGACGACUGGCGGCUUUAUGUCUUUAAAGGCGAAGACCUGCUGGAAAUGGUACAACUUGGAGAGCGUAGCUGCUGGCUCAUUGGAAGGGAAAAGUUGGUAGUGGAUUUUCCCAUAGAACAUCCAAGUUGUUCUAAACAACAUGCAGCUAUUCAAUUCCGCUACGUGGAGAAGAAAAAUGAAUUUGGGGACAAGACUGGCCGUGUUAGGCCAUAUCUGAUAGAUUUAGAGAGUUCCAAUGGGUCGAUGGUCAAUGGGGAUGCAAUACCCGGCGGUCGGUUUGUUGAGAUACGAGACAAGGAUGUCCUCAAGUUCGGGCAUAGCACGAGGGAAUACGUGAUCAUGCUUUCGCAAGCAUGA
This is a messenger RNA of Talaromyces atroroseus, 990 nucleotides long. RefSeq lists its product as hypothetical. The record is from RefSeq and is a predicted model, not a curated record. Gene Ontology annotation, molecular function: protein binding; mRNA binding. Gene Ontology annotation, cellular component: nucleus. The coding region runs from base 1 to 990 and encodes 329 amino acids. The transcript has a single exon. Gene Ontology annotation, biological process: maintenance of RNA location; mRNA splicing, via spliceosome. Lineage: Eukaryota; Fungi; Ascomycota; Eurotiomycetes; Eurotiales; Trichocomaceae.